UAUUUCUAACUGAGAAAAUGUGACUUUUUCAAGGAUUUUACCAACCAUACCUGUUGCCGCAAGAUAGCCGUCUCAAGCCGGCUCCUGCAUGUUGUGACAGGUUGUGGUUCCGCCAUAGCAUUUGAUCUCGUGGUGCAUUUCGGAUUUCGGCAUUUCUUCCUCGUCACUGUCACGAUGUACGUCCUAGUGAAAUGGCCAUCUGAAGAUACCUGGGACGUGUACAACGUGCGUGCGCUUACAGACGUUGGAACUGGCUUCCGAUUAAUGUACGAAGACAACGCACUUGAGAGUUUGCGUGGGACACUUGUUAGUGUUCAAUGGAAGGCUGGCGAAGAACCGGCAAUGGCGGAACUACUUGAUUGUGGUUCAGAGAAGUCGAUGGAACGGAAACGGACGAGGUUUGCAAAACGUGGUGCUGGUGGCAGUGGCGGCGAAAAGGAGGCAACUGGGGAACCCCCCUUGAAGUCACAGAGGGUAUCAUGUAACAAGGAGACGUCUUCCCAGUGCAAUUGCAGCUGCAAGCAAAAGUUGGAGGACAUUCAGAAAUAUGUCGAAACAUUGGAGGAGCGUUUGAAAGUUGCAGAGAACAAUUAUGGUGAACAUUGGCAGUGGGGUUCUUGUCGAAAAGGCAGUUCUUGACAGGCUCCACUCCCACUGCCGAGGAGCACCAACAAAGUUCGCUAGAAGCCUUCUGCGCAACCUUUUCACAGAGGAUGAGCUGCGCGGGAAAUCGCUCUUUGGAAAAGGGUCAAACGCAUGCAAAGAUGGACCUGUCAAGGAGGCCCUCGAUCCUGUGCGCGUCAACGCAGUAAUUGGUUACGUGAGUGGCAAGUUUGACACCACUGUGGUCCAAAUCAAAAACAGCCUUUCUUCUUUGGUGUCACGCGAAAUAAAGUAAU
Molecule: messenger RNA, 899 nt
Organism: Ornithodoros turicata
Lineage: Eukaryota; Metazoa; Arthropoda; Arachnida; Ixodida; Argasidae
Exons: 5
Coding region: 175-639 (154 amino acids)
Source: RefSeq, a predicted model, not a curated record